This is a messenger RNA of Equus quagga, 1455 nucleotides long. RefSeq names its product kallikrein related peptidase 9 (gene KLK9). The transcript is spliced from 5 exons. Gene Ontology annotation, molecular function: serine-type endopeptidase activity. The coding region runs from base 56 to 811 and encodes 251 amino acids. Lineage: Eukaryota; Metazoa; Chordata; Mammalia; Perissodactyla; Equidae. The record is from RefSeq and is a predicted model, not a curated record. Gene Ontology annotation, biological process: proteolysis.
AUAAAGAAGCAGGGACGCCCGAGCGCAGGGUCGAGGACCCAGGCACCCGGAGGACAUGAAGCUGGGAUUCAUCUGUGCUCUGCUUUCUGUGCUAGCAGGGCACGGCUGGGCAGACACACGAGCCGUCGGGGCCCAGGAAUGCCGCCCCAACUCGCAGCCCUGGCAGGCGGGCCUCUUCUUCCUCACCCGCCUCUUCUGUGGGGCGUCCCUCAUCAGUGACCGCUGGCUGCUCACAGCCGCCCACUGCCGGAAGCCAUAUCUGUGGGUCCGCCUCGGGGAGCAUCAUCUCUGGAAAUGGGAAGGUCCAGAGCAGCUGUUCCGGGUCACCGACUUCUUCCCGCACCCUGGAUUCAAUGAGGACCUCAGUGCCAAUGACCACAACGAUGACAUCAUGCUGAUCCGUCUGCCCAGGCAGGCACAACUGGGACCUGCUGUGCAACCCCUCAACCUCAGCCACACCUGUGUCUCUCCAGGCACCCAGUGUCUCAUCUCAGGCUGGGGGGCCGUGUCCAGCCCCAAGGUGCAGUACCCACUCACGUUGCAGUGUGCCAACAUCAGCAUCCUGGAGCGCAAACUCUGCCAUCGGGCAUAUCCAGGCCACAUCUCGGACAGCAUGCUCUGCGCCGGCCUCUGGGAGGGGGGCCGGGGCUCCUGCCAGGGUGACUCUGGGGGGCCCCUGGUUUGCGACGGAACCCUGGCGGGUGUGGUAUCUGGGGGUGCCGAACCCUGCUCCAGACCCCGGCGCCCGGCCGUCUAUACCAGCGUAUGCCACUACGUGGACUGGAUCCGAAAGACCAUGGAGGACAACUGAGCCCUCGCUCUUUGCACUGACCGAGAGAGGAGGGUGGGCGCAGAGCCGGGAGGAACUGCAGGGCUCCAGCCUCAGUGGUCUCCGCUCUUGGCCUCAGUCGCCCUGGAGACGCCUUGGGGCCAUUCGGGCUCGGCCCCCUCGGAAUGGAGCAGGGAGACAGCUCCGCCCCUCGUGGCCCGGCGUCUAAGGUCACCAAGAACAGGCACCACCCGGGUGGAACAGCAUCCCCUUGCGGCUCAGCCCAGGAGUGAAAUCCACCAGAUAGCUCCGCCCCUCAGAACUCCGUCCAAUGAGACUUCCUCUCUGGACUCCACCCCUCUGUGGCCCCGCCCCUUCCACCCGAGACCCCCGCCCCUGUGUGACGUCAGGGGGCGGUACCUUCCACCCACGUGGAGCUCCCGCGGUGUCGGGCUCCGCCCCUCUUGGCCCCGCCCCAGGCGUGUCCUGGGUUUGAAUUGUGGCGGGGACCCGACAGGGAGAAGUCGGGGGGAGGGUCUCGACCCCUUCAGAUACAAUGGAUGAUUUUACAAUAAACGCGCGGAGCCGCGCCUUCCUUCUGUCUCGUCGUGGAAUGAGGGAAGGGCAAUCGGUGGGCGGUGGAGGGCAGAGAGGGAACGGCCACCGCGCUGCAAUUCCCCUUGAGC